CUGUCUGCAAGCAGCAUGGGGAAGGGGGGGAACCAGGGCGAGGGGGCCACCGAUCGCGAGGUGCCGAUGCCCACGUUCAGCUGGGAGGAGAUUCAGAAGCACAACCUGCGUACCGACAGGUGGCUCGUCAUUGACCGCAAGGUCUACAACAUCACCAAAUGGUCCAGCCGGCACCCAGGGGGCCAGCGGGUCAUCGGGCACUACGCGGGGGAAGAUGCUACGGAUGCCUUCCAUGCCUUUCACCGCGACCUUAAUUUCGUGAGCAAGUUCUUGAAGCCCCUGCUGAUCGGCGAGCUGGCCCCGGAGGAGCCCAGCCAGGACCGCGGCAAGAACUCCCAGAUCACCGAGGACUUCCGGGCCCUGAGGAAGACUGCUGAGGACAUGAACCUGUUCAAGAGCAACCACCUGUUCUUCCUCCUCCUCCUGGCCCACGUCAUCGCCAUGGAGAGCAUCGCGUGGUUCACCGUCUCUUACUUCGGCAAUGGCUGGAUCCCAACUGUCAUCACGGCCUGUGUGCUUGCUACCUCUCAGGUCCAAGCUGGAUGGCUGCAACACGACUACGGCCACCUUUCUGUCUAUAAGAAAUCCAUGUGGAACCACUUGGUCCACAAGUUCGUCAUUGGCCACUUAAAGGGUGCCUCGGCCAACUGGUGGAACCAUCGCCACUUCCAGCAUCACGCCAAGCCCAACAUCUUCUACAAGGAUCCAGAUGUGAACAUGCUGCAUGUGUUUGUCCUGGGCGAAUGGCAGCCCAUUGAGUACGGCAAGAAGAAGCUAAAGUACCUGCCCUACAACCACCAGCAUGAAUACUUCUUCCUGAUUGGGCCUCCGCUGCUCAUCCCUACGUACUUCCAGUACCAGAUCAUCAAGACCAUGAUCGUUCGCAAAGACUGGGUGGACCUGGUCUGGGCCAUCAGCUACUAUGCCCGAUUCUUCAUCACCUACGUCCCUUUCUAUGGCAUCCUGGGAGCCAUCCUUUUCCUCAACUUCGUCAGGUUCCUGGAAAGCCACUGGUUUGUGUGGGUCACGCAGAUGAAUCACAUCGCCAUGGAGAUUGACCGCGAGCCGUACCGAGACUGGUUCAGCAGCCAGCUGUCAGCCACCUGCAACGUGGAGCAGUCCUUCUUCAAUGACUGGUUCAGUGGGCACCUCAACUUCCAGAUCGAGCACCACCUCUUUCCCACCAUGCCCCGGCACAACUUCCACAAGGUCGCCCCCCUGGUGAAGUCUCUGUGCACCAAGUAUGGUAUCGAGUACCAGGAGAAGCCACUGCUGAGGGCUCUGCUGGACAUCAUCAAGUCCCUGAAGAAGUCUGGGGAGCUGUGGCUGGACGCCUACCUCCACAAAUGAAGCCGCAGCCCUCGGGGUGCCCAGGGGGAAGGGGGAGCAGGCGGGCGUGAUGGCCCAGGGCGGGGGGGUUUGUUCUGAGGGGUAUCCGUGAGGCUGGGGCUCACAGACCUCAGUUUUGGUCUUUCUCUUGUUUUCUCUCCUUUUCCCCUUCACUUCUCCCUCCAGCCCCCUCUCUGUCUGCCUGGCUUCUCCCUGCCGCCUCCCAGCCCCUUCCCCCAGGAGCAGAGAGAGAGGAGACUCCAUGCCUCCUCCACCCUCUGCCAGACCAGAGGUCCACAGAAGUGGCCUGUGACCUCCCUGGCAGCCCGGCCUCCAGGCCUCACUCGGCCCCCUUUUCUCCCUCAGAUGCUCUUGAGGUCCGUGGGGCUGGGUCCUGUCCUACUCGGGCAAGAUGGCUCCCUGAGCCUGCAGGCCUGGCUCUACCCUUUGACGGCCACACACCGUCCACCCUUUCGUGGGAGGGUGUCCUUCCCACCGCUAGAUCGGUACUUGGGCCUCCCCGCGGGUGGCACCUUCUCUUCAGAUGUCCAGGGCCACAGCCCCGAUUCCAGGCUUCCUUUGCCUGCAGUGCAGCCAGCUCAGAACUCGGGGCCCUGAGAAGUGACCUCCUCGCCCCGCUGGAGCCCACUGACCCAGGGCUUCUGCAGUUCCAUGCCCCCCACCUUCCACCGUCUUCCCGACGCCAGAGCCAGUGACCUUGGGGUCCAAGCGAGCAGUCUUGGAGGUGGGCUCAGCAGAAGCAAUGACCAGGUUGGGGGGUCAGCUGGCCUGCAGGCUCAGCCCUGUCCCCCCCCCCCCCCGCCUCCCCCCCCCCCCCCCCCCGUUCUGCUGUUGGUUCUGGUUGGAAGGCCCAGGAUUCUGGAGCAAUCGGACCCUUCUCUGAAGUGCUCUGUUACCUGCCAGGCAGUGCCAGCCGGUCCCUGGUCACUUGACCCGAGCAAUCUUGGGACCUACAGGCUGCAGGAGGGCGCUGGAGGGCUCCUCACAGCCCCUCCCCAUGUCAGGGCUGCCAGCGGAUGUCCUUUCUCACUGUCUUCCGCUCUCUCGUGUCUUUUACUGUUUUUUAACCUUUUGCUACAGGAUACUUUGUGACGGGGGGUGGCAGCGGGGCUGGGCCUUGUGACAAUCUGCCUUUUACCACCUGCCCCUCGCAGCCUCCCUCAGGCCCUGGCGGUGGGCUGAGCUGGGCUCACUCACUGAGGCCACGGUGGCCCUGACUGUCAGGAGGGCAAUGGGGGCAGAGAGGGAGGGAGUCUCAGAGGAGGUGAUGCUGAGGAGCGGGGGGAUUAGGGGGGACCUGAUGAAGGCCAAGUGGGAACUGGGAUAAGGAGGAAUUUGGGGCUGAGGGGAGUGGAAAGUGAGAGGGGAGGGAGGGGAGCCCGCCGCCACUGGCAGGGUGCAGAGUUGCCGCAUUCCGAGAUCUAACCCACUAAUCACUAUUUAGCUUCAGGGGAGGGCGGGGCAGGAAUGAACUCAGAGUGGGCGCCUUUGGGGGAGGGCUUCUAGCCCCCCCCCGGCUCUGGCCAGCUGGGAGGGACCAGCAUCUAGUGGACAGACCUUCGGGUUGCCAUGGCAACGUGGGCCCUCCAGCUGAGAACACGCCGGCUGAGGAGCUGCUGUCUCUCCCCAGAGGCAGAAUGGAUCCACAGGGAACUGAUCUUAAUUUUUAUCUUGUUGUUCCCCCAUCGCUCCAUUUUUUGGAAAUAAAAGAAGUGAUUUUAUUCUCACUGCCUUGA
Messenger RNA from Diceros bicornis minor, 3086 nucleotides. It is a transcript of the gene FADS2, whose product is annotated as fatty acid desaturase 2. Gene Ontology annotation, biological process: lipid metabolic process. NCBI's taxonomy places the organism in Eukaryota, Metazoa, Chordata, Mammalia, Perissodactyla, Rhinocerotidae. The record is from RefSeq and is a predicted model, not a curated record. Gene Ontology annotation, molecular function: oxidoreductase activity, acting on paired donors, with oxidation of a pair of donors resulting in the reduction of molecular oxygen to two molecules of water. Gene Ontology annotation, cellular component: membrane. The transcript is spliced from 12 exons. Bases 16 to 1350 code for a protein of 444 amino acids.